Molecule: messenger RNA, 933 nt
Organism: Strongyloides ratti
Lineage: Eukaryota; Metazoa; Nematoda; Chromadorea; Rhabditida; Strongyloididae
Product: Cyclin-H
Exons: 2
Coding region: 1-933 (310 amino acids)
Biological process (GO): regulation of transcription by RNA polymerase II; regulation of cyclin-dependent protein serine/threonine kinase activity
Cellular component (GO): nucleus; transcription factor TFIIK complex
Molecular function (GO): cyclin-dependent protein serine/threonine kinase regulator activity
Source: RefSeq, a predicted model, not a curated record
AUGUAUUCUACAAGUACACAAAAAAAGAAUUGGACAUUUUCUUCAAAAGAAGAACUUAUUGCAAAAAAAAAAUUAGCUAGUGAGGAAUAUUAUAAAGCUUACCUUCCAACAUUAAACGAAGAGGAAAAGGAGGAAUUAUUAUUUACGAUUGAAGAACAAACAAAAUAUGCUACAAUAAUUGGUGACUUUUGUUUAGAUUUUUCAGAUAAUUUUCUUCCUCAAUUUUGGCCUACAGUACCAUGGACUGCUUUUAUGUAUUAUCGUCGUUUCUACAUUAAACAUACUAUUAUGGAGUACCCACCAAAACAUAUUUUAUUGGCAUCAUUUUAUCUUGCUACUAAGGUUGUUGAAUUUAAUGUUUCUGCGGAACAAUUUGUUCAAAAUUGUCGAAGUGGUGAUCCUGAUGAAAAUAUUAAAAUAAUUUUGACAAAUGAACCAGUAAUUAUGCAAGCAAUGAAUUAUAACUUAACAAUUCAUUGCCCAUUUUCUGCUUUUAAUGGACAUCUUCUUGAUAUGGAAAUUAGGAUGAUGUUAAAUUUUGAUGUUGAAAGUCUUCGUGAAUUAGGAAAUAUAUUUUUUAGGAGAUGUUUAUAUACUGAUGUUGGCCUUCUUUAUCCACCUAGUCAAAUUGCAUUAGCAGCAUUAAAAUAUGCUUUUAUUAAGAAAGGUCAAAAUGAAGAUAUAGUAAAGGAGUAUUUAAGUAAACUUCUUAAAAUUGAUGCCUGGAAUAGUGAACCAGCUAGUGUACUUAUUUUUGAAAAAUUACUUUUGCGUAUUGAUGAAAUUAUCAAGUUUGUAAAGACUGAGUAUAGUAGUUGUAAUAAAGAUGGAUUCAGAGAGCUUAUGGAAAAAAUGGCUAAAUGGAACGCUAGAUCUCAAGUUUUAAAUGUUAAUUCUGAAUCAGAGGAGUCUGAAGAUAGUGAUGAUGAUUAA